This is a messenger RNA of Tinamus guttatus (white-throated tinamou), 585 nucleotides long. The record is from RefSeq and is a predicted model, not a curated record. Lineage: Eukaryota; Metazoa; Chordata; Aves; Tinamiformes; Tinamidae.
AUGCCCCCGCAGUCAGGGCCCUCCCCGCCCCGCGCUCCCUGCAGCCCCCAGGGACACCCCCCUCAUCUCCCUCCUUCCCUCUCCCCGCCAUCCCUGCCGCAGUUUUCCCCCACCCACCGGGGAGUUUGGGGACCGCAGGGACAGGGACCCGCCCGAGUCGUGCCAGGAAUUCCCUGCGCUGAAGGGUUGGGGGAGACUCCCUCGAGGGAUGCCCUCUGCAGCAGAGGGGGAUUCCUGCCUCUGGAGGGGGGAGCUUGGGGGGUGCUAGGGCAGCCCUUCCUCAAUGUCACCCAGAUGUGCUCUGCUCUUCACAGGGCCAGAGAGGGACCCCGGGGAGGGAGAAGGAAUCACGUCCUCUCCAGUUUGGACAUGGAUCAAGCCCUUCCCCAAAUCACCAUGCACUCCCAGUCCUGGAUCCCAGUGUCGUCAGGGAUGUGCUCAUUUUGGGAGCUGCUGCAGGUGGUGCAGGCACUGUUGACAUGCAGGAGCCAGGAGUGGGGGCCGUGUUUUUGGAGCUGGGAGAUUCUGACUAAGAUUCCCUGCACACCUAAAAACCGGGCUUUAAAAUACAGACAAAUGGAGUAA